CCCUUAUGCGUUUCCGUCUGACGUUUACGGGAAACUGACGUGUCUUUUCCUUCAGUGUGGCCAGACUGUACAGCUGCUGUUUCAGCGUGAGAUUGUUUGGAACUAAUUAAUUAAAUGCUUUGGUAAAAUAAGAACAACCGAUUUGCAAAUAAGUGAAGUCAUGGCGGCAGACUGGGAGGAAAUCAGGCGUCUAGCUGCGGACUUCCAGCGAGCUCAGUUUGCAGAUACUGUACAAAGGUUGUCUGAGAGGAACUGCAUUGAGAUUGUGGCCAAGCUGGUGCUGGAUAAGAAGUUAGAUGUGGUUCACACUCUGGAUGGGAAAGAGUAUGUGACUCCUGCACAGAUCAGCCGAGAAAUGCGCGAUGAGCUCUACAUGCAAAGAGGGAGGAUUAAUGUUGUGGACCUUCAAAAGAUCAUCAAUGUUGAUUUGGUCCAUGUGGAGAGCAGAGCAAAUGAAAUUGCCAAAUCAGACAAAGGCUUGCAGCUCAUACUGGGUCAACUGAUCGACAAAACAUACUUGGAUCGGCUUGCUGAGGAGGUGAAUGAUAAACUACAGGAGGCUGGACAGGUGAACAUUGCAGAGCUUUGCAAAACAUAUGAUCUACCUGGGGAUUUUCUUACUGAGGAGCUGAACUCUAGGCUGGGCAGAGUGAUCCAGGGACAGAUUGAUCAGUACAACAGGGGAGUGAUCUUCACCCAAGCUUUCAUCGCUAGACACAAAGCUUGUAUAUGUGGUCUGUUCAGUGCCAUCACAAGGCCUACGCAGAUCAGCAACUUGAUAAAUCUCUAUGGUUUUCAGGAGAAUCUGUUAUACUCGGUGCUCGAAGAGCUGGUUAACAGUGGCCGUUUGAAGGGCUCCGUGGUUGGAGGCAGGCAGGAUAAAGCCAUCUACAUUCCUGACAUCUACUCCAAAGCCCAGAGCACUUGGGUUGACUCUUUUCUCAAACAGAAUGGAUAUUUAGAGUUUGAGGCACUAACCCGUUUGGGAAUACCUGAUCCAGUCAGCUACAUAAAGAAGCGGUUUAAGUCCAGCAAAUUGCUUUUUCUCAAAUCCGUGUGUGUUGGCAGAGCCAUUGUAGAUCAGCUUGAGGCCUCAGUGGAAGAGGCCAUCAACUCAGCCACUUGGGUUGACCUACAGCCAAUGCUCCCAAGCAGUCUGUCUGAGGACGAUGUAGGAAUCCUGUUGAAUGAAGUGCUGAGGGCUAUGAAUGUGCAGUCCAGUGCCAGGCUUCUCUCCACUUCUGUAGUCAGCGAAAAGUUCAUCAGCGGAUGCCUUACUUUAUUUGAUGACAUCAUGCAACAGAAAGCACAGAAGGAAGUGAAGAAUAACCCUGUGUUUCUGAUAACUGAGGACGAUGUCAAACAAGCAUCUGUUUUAUUGGAGACUUCAGCCUCUUCAAAGAAAGACAAAAGAGAUGAGCGGCGGAAGAAGGCUGCAGAGGGCAGCGGAAGCGUGAAAGGAGGUGGAGGCGGAAAUGCCAGAGAGAUCCGAAUCCGCAAAACAAAAAAGAAGGGCAGGAGGGAGGAAGACAGUGAUGAAGAGACAUCACACACCUCUCAGGGUCGAAAUAAGCUAGGAGACAUCCCCUUCCUCUCAGUAGAGGAGAUCAUGGAGGUUCUGGAGCAGAAAGUGUGUGACAGCUCUGAGGAGAUGCUGCAGGAACUGGCAGAGCAGUUACAAAGGCCAUUGAGUAAAAUGUACCAAGAAGUGGUCAGUACAGCUUUUAUGUCCACAAGUUCAACCGGAGCAGGGGGAAGUUGGAAGAAAAACAUGAAGGAUCUUCAGGAGGAGAUCAACAACUUGUACAACAACAUUCGCCUCUUUGAGAAAGGAACCAAACUGUUCUCAGAUGAGACGCAGGCUACCAUUUCCAGGCAUGUUUUGAAGACUGUAUGCACAGAUGUUACCAAUGUGCUGCUGAGCUUUGUGGCAGCUGAGCAUAUGACCUCGGAUAGCUCAUCUGCCAUCACCAGUGAGAUCAGGCUGAAGAUUCUGGCUAAGCUCUCAGAUGAAGUUAAAUCUCCUCUGAUGAAGCUACACAACAGUCUCAAUGGAAAGGCCAUUGAAGAGUUUCUUUCAUGUUUGGAGACGAGUGCAGAAGACUGCGGGCUACUUCUGAAGAAAGGUGACAAGAAAAGAGAAAGGCAGGCUCUCUUUGUGCACCGUCAGGCUCUGUUGGAGCAGUUGAGAGAUGCAGAAGACCCCGCACUUGUGCUGCAUCUAACCAGCGUCUUGCUCUUCCAGAACAUCACACACUGCAUGCUGCAUGCACCUGGACGUUGUGUGCCACAUAUCAUUGGCUUCCUGCAAAGCAAGAUUCCCGAGGACCAGCACAAGCUGCUGUCUCAGUACCAGAGUCUGGUGGUCAAGCAGCUGGUAGUACAGGGUCACGGCCUGGAGAAGAACAGCAAUCCGGGGCAGGGUGUCGAAGACAGUCCUGUUGUUCCUGAUGACGUGGAUGGCCUUCAGAAAGAGCUUCACAGUCUCACCAGAGAUGUUAAAGACAUCAUCCUUGCUCAGAAAAAAACGUCUGUCACAGAGUAACCCAGCUGUUAGUGUUUCCUGCCACAUGAUGUAUUAGAGCUCUAAUUUUAAAUGUGUAAAAAUAAACUGACUGAAUUCA
Megalobrama amblycephala (Wuchang bream) is the source of this 2624-nucleotide messenger RNA. RefSeq names its product UFM1-specific ligase 1 (gene ufl1). Gene Ontology annotation, cellular component: endoplasmic reticulum membrane. The record is from RefSeq and is a predicted model, not a curated record. Gene Ontology annotation, biological process: response to endoplasmic reticulum stress; regulation of proteasomal ubiquitin-dependent protein catabolic process; protein K69-linked ufmylation. Gene Ontology annotation, molecular function: UFM1 ligase activity. NCBI's taxonomy places the organism in Eukaryota, Metazoa, Chordata, Actinopteri, Cypriniformes, Xenocyprididae.